Molecule: messenger RNA, 486 nt
Organism: Verticillium nonalfalfae
Lineage: Eukaryota; Fungi; Ascomycota; Sordariomycetes; Glomerellales; Plectosphaerellaceae
Gene: VMA3
Product: H(+)-transporting V0 sector ATPase subunit c
Exons: 5
Coding region: 1-486 (161 amino acids)
Biological process (GO): proton transmembrane transport
Cellular component (GO): proton-transporting V-type ATPase, V0 domain
Molecular function (GO): proton-transporting ATPase activity, rotational mechanism
Source: RefSeq, a predicted model, not a curated record
AUGUCUUCCGAACUCUGCCCCGUCUAUGCGCCCUUCUUUGGUGCCAUGGGCUGUACAGUCGCUAUUGUCUUCACCUGCCUUGGUGCUUCCUACGGCACCGCCAAGUCUGGUGUCGGCAUCGCGGCUAUGGGUGUUCUCCGCCCCGACCUGAUCGUCAAGAACAUUGUUCCUGUCAUUAUGGCUGGUAUCAUUGGUAUCUACGGUCUCGUCGUCUCGGUCCUUAUCUCAGACGGUCUCCAGCAGACUAUGCCUCUCUACACUGGGUUCAUCCAGUUCGGUGCCGGUCUGGCUGUCGGUCUCGCCGGUCUCGCCGCCGGUUUCGCCAUUGGCAUCGUCGGCGACGCUGGUGUCCGUGGUACCGCGCAACAGCCCCGUCUCUUCGUCGGAAUGAUCCUGAUUCUCAUUUUCGCUGAAGUUCUGGGUCUUUACGGCCUCAUUGUCGCCCUGCUCAUGAACUCCAAGGCUACUCUGAACACCACCUGCUAA